This is a messenger RNA of Verticillium alfalfae VaMs.102, 1380 nucleotides long. RefSeq lists its product with no specific name. The transcript has 2 exons. Lineage: Eukaryota; Fungi; Ascomycota; Sordariomycetes; Glomerellales; Plectosphaerellaceae. The record is from RefSeq and is a predicted model, not a curated record. The coding region runs from base 1 to 1380 and encodes 459 amino acids.
AUGCCUCCUCCCGUCAACCAAGAGACUGUCCCACGAGCACACAUGACGCCGAUGCCUCUUCCUACACUGUCAGAAAACGGCCACUACAUGACCACUAGCCACUACGAGCCUGUUACCAUCCAGCGCUUCGAUGACAGACGUGCCGAGACCUUCGGCGCGUACAGCAUGGCGAGCAACACGCCUGCCUUCCACCGAACACAGGAGCGCCAGACCGUCGGCUUGACAGCUCCUCCCCAGCCUCCCCAUGUCACCGUCUGGGCUCAGCAACAAUCUUCCCGACCCGGCAACGGUAGGACGCCCGUCCCUCAAGCAGCGCCUGUCAACUUCCGUCGAUCUCCGAGCCAGCAGUCCUCCGCUCCAGCCUUCCGACCGGAGCUCAUCGUCGACUUUUUCACGCGGCAAACACAGCCUCACAUUGAUGUCCUCGACGUGCGUCAGCGCGAGCAGCAGGACGAGGUCCUGUCUCCUGAGCAGUCUGCAUCUCCUUCUGUCUCAGAGUCCCUCGAGGUGAUCCGAACUGCCACGGCGGAGACGCUGCGGGUUCUCGGUACGCUUCGGCCUGGUUCGAUGCCUUCUUUCAACCUCACGGAGCAGAGACUCCGCGGUGAGGUCGAGAAGAUCAUCGCCUCCGUGCAGAGCAUUCGCCAGACGGCCCUUGCCGGCAACGGACUGCCCCAACAAGACCGAAGGGCACUGAACCAGCAGGUGCAGAGCUUGGCUGGUUACAUCGAGUACCUCGGCGAGGUCUUCCCUGACAUGGUAGAGCCUGCCAAGGUCUCCGAACCAGCCACCAGCACCCAGACACAACCGUCUGCAACUUCGCCGAAGAUGUGGUUGCCGUCGCCCCCCAGGAUGAUGAACCCCACCGUGGCUCCGGCGCCUUCGGAACCUCAGCCCGUGGUCAUGAUGCCGGGCCAAGACAUGAUGCCGGCGUCGUCGGGAGGUCCAUCUCCCAUCGACUUCCCCCAGCCCAACUGGGCUGGCGCCUCCGUGCCCACGAUCGUGGACCCUGCCAUGUCUGCGGCUUACCCUGCCGUCCAGUCCAUCUCGGCGCACUCCUCACCGUACCUGGGUCCGGCUGCCGACCCCAACCCCCGCGGCCACUACCUGCUCCCCGGGUCGGUCGCCAUGGCCACGACCGCCUCAGCCCCGGGCAUCGUGUCGACGACGACGCCCACCCCUUCCACUCUUCGCCCUUCGCCUCGCAGCCGCCACCCCGUCGUCCUGUCUCCCAUGCCCAUGCCCGUGGCCUCGUUCGACCGCCGGUCCUCCCUACCCGGCCGCCGCGUCGCCCAGCCUCCCCGGGAGAGGGAACGCUACCGCGCCGCCCCGUACCCUCAGUCCUACCGCGGCACGGGCGACCGAAAGGGUUCCAUCUGA